Messenger RNA from Phragmites australis (common reed), 1459 nucleotides. RefSeq lists its product as uncharacterized. The transcript has 9 exons. Gene Ontology annotation, biological process: L-tryptophan biosynthetic process. The record is from RefSeq and is a predicted model, not a curated record. The coding region runs from base 91 to 1245 and encodes 384 amino acids. NCBI's taxonomy places the organism in Eukaryota, Viridiplantae, Streptophyta, Magnoliopsida, Poales, Poaceae. Gene Ontology annotation, molecular function: phosphoribosylanthranilate isomerase activity; indole-3-glycerol-phosphate synthase activity.
CGAGGCACCACCGGAUCACGGCGGCGACACUCUUCUUGCGCCACGUUCGAUUCGCCUCUUCCUACCAACUCCUCCGUGGCCACGUUGCACAUGGAGUCCCUCCUCGCCGCCGCCACGGUCACCAGGGCCUCUGUCGCGGCCACCGUCUUCUCGCCGCCUUCAUCCUCGUCUUCGCCGUCCGUCCUCCGAACCGCUAUUGCCGGGACCAGACCCGUCGCACGCGCCGUCCGCUGUGCCGCCACCAAGGACUCGAUCUUCUACGCGCUGGAACACGACGAGAUGUUCAACUCGGCGGAGGUGAUCCAGUGGGAGAGCGGCAAGUCCAUCAACUCCAUCGCCGCUGCGCAGGGCAUCCGCAUCCGCCGCCGCUGCCGUUCCAGGUACCCCUCCGAGGGCUCCGGCGCCGACAGGGCCGUCCCACGCAACAUCCUCGAGCAGAUCAUCUGGGACAAGGAGGUCGAGGUCUCACAGAGGAAGGCCAAGAAGCCGCUCAAGAAGGUUGUUGAGUCCGCCCAGCACGCGCCGCCACCCAGGGACUUCGUCGGGGCGCUGGAGGCGGCUCACCGCCGCAACGGCGUGCCUGCCCUUAUCGCCGAGGUGAAGAAAGCGUCGCCCAGCAGGGGCGUGCUCAGGGAGCACUUCAAUCCGGUGGAGAUUGCGCACGCCUAUGAGAUGAAUGGUGCGGCCUGCUUGAGCAUCCUGACUGACGAGAAGCACUUUCAGGGGAGCUUUGAAAAUCUAGAGACUGUGCGCAAUUCAGGAGUCAAGUGUCCUCUUCUUUGCAAGGAGUUCGUCAUCGACAUUUGGCAAAUUUACUACGCACGCUCAAAGGGUGCCGAUGCCAUUCUGUUGAUUGCUGCAGUGCUACCGGACCUCGAUAUUAAGUACAUGCUUCGCGUCUGCAAAAAUCUUGGAAUGACAGCUCUUAUUGAGGUUCAUGAUGAGAGGGAGUUGGAUCGUGUACUGAAGAUAGACAGUGUUCAGCUUAUCGGCAUCAACAAUCGGAAUCUAGAGACAUUUAAAGUCGAUACUGCAAACACAAAGAUGUUGAUAGAGAAACGUGGUGAUACUAUUAGGAAGAAGGGGAUACUGGUUGUUGGCGAGUCCGGUUUGUUCACCCCUGAUGAUGUCGCAUACGUGCAGAAUGCUGGCGUUUCGGCUGUUUUGGCAGGAGAAUCCCUAGUUACACAAGAAGAUCCCGGGCAAGCCAUUGCCGGGCUGUUUGGGAAAGAGCUCUUGCACUGAAUUAUUGUCCUUGAGUUUUACUUGUAUGUAGCAGCCACGGGCAGCUAAAUGAAUGAAGGCUUGGAUGCAUAAAGAUUGCACCUGAUGUAACCAUGAAUAAGUGCAGUGUUUAUAGAUUUAAUUGAAUUCUGUUCUCUUCUUUGGAUGAAUGUGGAAUGUUCUGUCAAGUGCCUGUAUUGAAAUAUCAAUUUAAAUUCUGUUUUUGUGUAGCAAA